Messenger RNA from Empidonax traillii (willow flycatcher), 1179 nucleotides. It is a transcript of the gene OGFOD2, whose product is annotated as 2-oxoglutarate and iron dependent oxygenase domain containing 2. The record is from RefSeq and is a predicted model, not a curated record. The annotation marks the transcript as partial. NCBI's taxonomy places the organism in Eukaryota, Metazoa, Chordata, Aves, Passeriformes, Tyrannidae. Gene Ontology annotation, molecular function: oxidoreductase activity, acting on paired donors, with incorporation or reduction of molecular oxygen; iron ion binding; L-ascorbic acid binding. The transcript is spliced from 7 exons.
UUUCGGCCCCGGUUGGGAAUUUGCCGACGCGCCCUCGCGCGGGGGGAGGAAGCGGAGCCGCUUGGAGGGACGGGCCCCGCGCGCGCAGCGCCGGCGGGAAACAUGUCCGGGGCGCGGCCGUUCCUGGCGUGCGGCUGCUUCCUCACCGACAACAUCUUCGUGCCCCGCUACCGCCUCCACGUGCGCUACCGGGACCGGCGGCAGCUCCGCCGCGAACACGGCCGGGCGCUGCAGGAGCGCGGCUGCCGGAGCGAGGAGCAGUUCCAGGCUGUGCUGAGGGAGAUUGAGGCAGAAGUGCAGAGGAGAAAACAGUUAGUCCAUCAGUCAGUGGAACGCAGAGCCAUCAUCUCCAAGUGCUACAAACCAAAACACCCAGAGGUGUACACUCUGCAGGAUUCCUUCCUGGCCCCCGAUUUCCUGGAGAUCGUGCGGUACUGCACAUCGCCCGGAGCUCAUCUCCAGGGCCUCCUGGGCUAUCUCGAGUCCUUCUCAGAUAAGAGGAUCUAUCGACUCCCAGUGUUCACAGAGGAGUUCUGCCAGACCUUUGUGGAUGAGCUGGAGAACUUUGAGCAGUCGGACAUGCCCAAGGGCAGGCCCAACACCAUGAACAACUACGGGGUUUUGCUGAAUGAGCUCGGGAUGGAUGAAGGGUUCCUGACCCCCCUGAGGGAGCAGUUCCUGCGGCCCAUCACGGCCCUGCUGUACCCUGAGCUGGGGGGAUCCUGCCUGGACAGCCACAAAGCCUUUGUGGUCAAAUACUCCCUGCAUGAGGACCUGGAUCUGAGCUCCCACUAUGACAAUGCAGAGGUCACCUUGAAUGUCUCACUGGGGAAAGACUUCACAGAAGGCAACUUGUACUUUGGGGAUUUCUACCAGGAUCCCAGUCCUGUGCCCAAGUACCUGGAGGUGGAACACGUGGGAGCCCAGGGGCUGCUCCACCGGGGAGGGCAGAUCCAUGGGGCGCUUCCCAUCGGCUCCGGGGAGCGCUGGAACCUCAUCCUGUGGAUGAGAUCAUCCCUCAUCCGAAACCAGCUCUGCCCCAUGUGCAAGAGCAAACCCCAGCUGGUGGAAGCAGAGGGAUUUGGGGAUGGAUUCACAGGAACCCUGGAAGAGGACGUGCCCGAGACUGUGGAUGUCUGUGCCCUGUGGUAGGGGAUGGGAAAACACGAUUUCUCCAGA